This is a messenger RNA of Lagopus leucura (white-tailed ptarmigan), 1080 nucleotides long. Its product is annotated as annexin A3-like. Gene Ontology annotation, molecular function: calcium-dependent phospholipid binding; calcium ion binding. Gene Ontology annotation, cellular component: cytoplasm. Lineage: Eukaryota; Metazoa; Chordata; Aves; Galliformes; Phasianidae. The coding region runs from base 33 to 677 and encodes 214 amino acids. The transcript is spliced from 9 exons. The record is from RefSeq and is a predicted model, not a curated record.
GUCCGGGCCCCGGCUGGAGCUGCGGGAGGACGAUGAGGAGGGCGGAGACGCGGGGGACCGCAGCGAGGCCGAGCCCGCUCUGCCCCGCUCCGCUCUGCUCUGCUCCGUGCGGGCCUCUUCCUGGGAACAGGAGGGUGUGGGAGUCCUGGGUGGGACGCAGAAUGUCAGCAUCAGCGGCAGGAUCGGCUGCUUCCUCCUCUGCUCCUGACGCCAUGCGCUGGUUUCCUUUGAGGAAGCACCCCAGAAGCCAGAGCCCAUUGUCCCACCUGUGGGUUCCACAGGCCGUGCAGACGUGGGGCACGGAUGAAGAUGCCAUCAUGGAGACCUUGACCAAACUCAACGUUUGCCAACAUCAGCAAGUUCUGAUCACCUACAAGAGCCCUUUUAGCAGGGGAAACAGAGAUGAAGGAAUGUACGUGGCUGUGCUCAGCAAGAUGCUCAGAGGCACUGCUGACAAGGACGUAACAGACAGCGUUAAAUCUGAGAUGUCAGGAGACCUGGAAGGUGCUUUGCUGGCUGUGGUACAGUGUGUGCGAAACGAGCCUGCGUGUUUUGCUGAAAGGCUGUGUAAACCCAUGAAGGGCCUGGGAGCAGCUGACAGCACUCUGAUCAGAGCGAUGGUGUCCCGCUCCGAGAUGGAUCUGCUGGAUAUCAGAAGGGAAUUCCUGACCAUGUAGGAGUCUCUCUACUCCUUCAUGAAGGGAGUUGCUGCUGUUGGCUGCCGUUGGCAGCCGGCUCUCCCCUCAGACGGCACCGGUCCCACAGCCACUGCGUGCCGGAGCUCCGGGCAGCACCGAGACGGAACCGCGGCACGGCGGGAGCAGUGCUGAGCACAGCGGCGCCAGAGCCGGGAGGGAUGGAGAGCGGCACCUGGACAGGGAAGGAAGUGAAUGGAGGAAUGGGGAAGAGCUGAGCCCCGGCUUGCCAUAGGAGCUGCACGGAUGGAGAAGAAGCUGGGCCCAAAGCCCGGCCGUUCCAGCACUCCUCAUGACAGUCAGUGGCCUCCUGCUGCUCCGCAGGGCUGGGAAUCCUCCCCCAGCACGGCAGCGAGCCCAGGGGCAGCGGCCCUGGUGGCGGAGC